This is a messenger RNA of Baudoinia panamericana UAMH 10762, 380 nucleotides long. RefSeq lists its product as uncharacterized. NCBI's taxonomy places the organism in Eukaryota, Fungi, Ascomycota, Dothideomycetes, Mycosphaerellales, Teratosphaeriaceae. The transcript has a single exon. The record is from RefSeq and is a predicted model, not a curated record. The coding region runs from base 91 to 297 and encodes 68 amino acids.
AGAAUGGUGGGUAUUAAGUAUGUUACUCCAUGGGGUAGUACGACGCUAGGUAUGAUUCUGAUGUUCCUUCCCCAGCUGUGGAUCUGACCGAUGUUCUCCAGACAGGUGUCGCCCUCGCGCAGGAGAUCAACUGCCGAUCCAAGCGAUGGGCCUGUCCAGCCUGCCUGCUCACCAGCAGUGUGCCACCCGCGGUAUAUUUCCAUGAUGGUGGCGCACAGUCCAGGUCAGCAUCUCAAUUCAGGAUGCCUGCCUGCAGGCCGUGUCGAUCUGAUGAGGUGUCCUGUGCCGUCUCCGUAGCAGUGGACUCGUUGGGCGCCUGAAGCGGACAACGACUCCACAAUUCUCGCGUGCUGAGUGGGUGCUACAAUCCACGCACUGAG